CCCCGCCCGCCGUUUCCCAACCAACAUGGCCGCCUCCAUCGUCCUCCGCGGAGCGUCUCGCCUGCGACCUGCUCUACGCCUCUCUCACGCCGGCUGGCUGCGAUGGGCCCCGCGGCGCGGGCAUCGGCUCACGCCGGCCGACGACGAGCUGUACCAGCGCACCAGCAUCUCCAUGCUGCAGCGCGAGUCCCCGCACACCACGUACGUGGACAGCUACAGCAGCCGCGGCUUCACGGUCAACGGCAACCGCGUCUUCGGGCCCUGCGCGCUGCUGCCCAGCUCGGUGGUGCAGUGGAACGUGGGAUCUCACCAGGACAUCACCGAAGAGAGCUUCUCCCUCUUCUGGAUGUUGGAGCCCCCAAUAGAAAUUGUGGUGGUGGGCACUGGAGAUCGGACAGAGCGGCUGCAGCCCCAAGUGUUGAAAGCCAUGAGGCAGCGGGGCAUCGCCGUGGAGGUGCAGGACACGCCCAAUGCCUGUGCUACUUUCAACUUCCUGUGCCACGAAGGCCGUGUGACAGGAGCUGUGCUCAUUCCUCCCCGUGGAGGGGCUGCGCUCACAUCUCUGACCCAGAAUGCAGAGGGGAGAACCGUCAGUACAUGACCUGAUUUGUCCUGGAGGGGCCUGGCACUUUGGCCACCACUGCUCGAAGACUAUUAGCCCCUCCAAUCUAGCGUUGUAUCUUAUGUUUCCCCAUAGCAGAUUAAUAAUUUAUGCACUUU
This is a messenger RNA of Suncus etruscus (white-toothed pygmy shrew), 720 nucleotides long. RefSeq names its product NADH:ubiquinone oxidoreductase complex assembly factor 3 (gene NDUFAF3). Gene Ontology annotation, biological process: mitochondrial respiratory chain complex I assembly. Gene Ontology annotation, cellular component: mitochondrial inner membrane. Lineage: Eukaryota; Metazoa; Chordata; Mammalia; Eulipotyphla; Soricidae. The transcript is spliced from 5 exons. Bases 26 to 601 code for a protein of 191 amino acids. The record is from RefSeq and is a predicted model, not a curated record.